CUCAAAACAAUUUUUGAAGAUGAAAAAAGGUACCAACCCCAAUAUUUUACUUACACUUCCACCGAAUAUCCCCAGGAAAAUUCCUUCUUCAAAACUAAUUUAUCUUAUCUUCUUAAUAAAUUAUCUCUUCCUUUUCUCUUUAUAAACCUUAUCACAUGUUCCUUCUUCCUCCUCCUCCUCCAUGUUCCCAGCUGUCUUAAAUCUUAAAUUUAUGCUUAGCUUCUCAAACCCUACAUUAAUUCUUCUUCUUCUUCUUCUUCUUCUUCUUCUUAUGUAAAUAAUACUACAAAUACUUCUUGAAAAACCUAAAGGGUAAAACCCUUUUAAAACAAAAAUAAAUAAUAUUGAAAAACAUGUCAGGUUUUGCAAGGGCGAAACGAGUUACUGACCCCCUCGACGAUAAAGCUAAAGCUCGACUCAUUGGCUGUCAACUCAGUUGCUUUAGUAGCGGGAGUGAGCACUCAGCUGAUCAUGACGACUCACCUUGCCUGUCUGACCUCGUUCACGGCUUUCUUGAAGAGGAAGACUCCGGUUUUGCUCACGCGUCAACUAAUGGUCACGGAUCAGAUUCAGAACGUGUCGACUUAGUCGCCGACUGUACUGACUUCGUCGUAGACAUGAUCAGAUCAAGCAGUAACGAUAAUUUAUUGUUCGCUCAUGUUUCGAAAGCGAUGGAGGAGUUUUCGUGUUUGAGAAAUCAUCAAAGACCUGUUUUGCGGCGCAAAGUGAUGUUGUUUUUGAGAGAAUUAGGUCACAAUGCAGCGAUCUGCAAGACUAAAUGGGAGUCCUCUGGUGGCGGCUUGACCGCCGGCAGCUACGAGUUUAUCGACGUGGUGGUGCAAUCGAAAUCCUCCGCAUUGCAGAACCGUUACGUAGUGGAUCUCGAUUUCGCUUCUCAAUUCGAGAUCGCGAGGCCUACAAGCCAGUACUUGAAGCUUCUGCACCAUCUUCCUCGUGUUUUCGUAGGCAAAAGUGAGGAUUUGAAGACGAUCGUGAGGAGCAUAAGUGACGCCGCUAAGAGAUCUUUGAAGAGCAGAGAACUCUCCUUGCCUCCUUGGAGAAAAAACCGUUACAUGCAAAACAAGUGGUUCGGUCCGUACCUCCGGACUGUCAAUCCCCUACCUACGAACUCCUUCACACCGCCACCGUCAGUCAACGUUGUGAAAUGCAGGCGCGUAGGCUUCGAAGACGCCGUCAACGGCCGUUUGUUUGUUCGUACGUGAUGAUUUUGGUUGAAGAGGAUUUUUUAGAAAGAGAAUAAUAAUUAUUUCUAAUAAUAAUAAUAUGCCAAUUUUGAACAUUUUUAUGCGGUUUUUUAACUUAAUUUUUAUUUUAAAUCUUGGAUAUAGCAAAAAUACCGUAAUUCAUGUGAAAAUAUUUUCUUAAUAUCGUAAUUAGAUGAGAUUUAUGUAUCGGCUUUUUAUAAUACAUUUUCAAAGGUGAAUACUUCUUAAAAAAAUUAUUAGAUGAUUUUAAUACUUAGAAUGUUAAUAAUAUUGGCAAAAAUAUUUAAAUAAUUACUAAUUUGAUAUUUAUGAAAAUUAUUUUAAAUAACACCCUCACAAUUAUAUUAUUUUAAAUUUAAUACUAAUUUAAAGGCAAACUUAUAAUUUGUUUGAUAGUUGUAUAAUAGUUGUUUCUCAAAAUAUUUUUUAGUUAAAAAUAUAUUGAAAUAAUUUUUUUAUUAGAUUUAAUUUUGAUACCAAUAAAAUUAAAAAUAUCUAAAAAAAAUUAAUAUAAAAUAAAAAAAUAAAAAUUAUAUAUAUAUUUUUAAAUUCUUUCAUAGCACAAAACAAACCGGAUAAUAGAAGAUUGAUAACGCGGCAAAUGCACGCUGUCUUUGUCGCGGCGAGGAGUUGGUUUUUUUAUUUAAAAAGAAAGAUUUAUCACGUGCAAACAGGAAGGUUUGUCUGGUAACCUCAGGAGCAAGAAAAAGAGUAAUCCUGGCCGUUAGAAUAUCAUAAGGGCCGGAAUGAAGAUAUCCAACGGUGAGUGGAAUGGACCUGAUAGAAUAUGGAUAAGGAUGAGGUGGCAGCGUGAUGUGAUGGGGAUUUGGAUAUCAGUUCUGAUGGUGACAUUUUAUUGUGAUGAGAGAUAGCUGGCGAUUAAUGAGUGGGUACAGGUGGCGUGUAGGAGUGAAAGUUGAUGGACGAGGGGGGAACAGAACAGAAAUGAAAAGGAGUUGACGAGUUUGGAUAAGGUUUUUUAUCGCCAUGGCUAAAGAUUGACAGGGGCUCAAAGAAUCAGCCAAGUGGGGGGCACCGAUGAAAGAAAAAAGCUAUGUGUUGUGGCGUUCUGUGCUUAACUCUUCGCCGUCCAUGGCAACAAAUUAAUGGAAGUUAGCUGAUUAUAAUUUCUGGGACAUCAAUAACGUCUCUGUCUGCAUGAUUCUGCAGUGGCAGCAAACAUGUUUGCUCGUCGGAGCAGUCAGUUACCAUGGCAAGGCCAGGUUAAAGAGUUGCAUUUGUAUUAUUGGACUCUGUUAGAGCUGCAGAAGCACCCACUGAACUCAAAUCCAUGAAAGAUGGAGAUGUCUUAGGGUAGAAGACUCCCCUUUUCGCCAUAGAAUGAAGUAAGUUUUCUAGCUGGGGGGGCUUUCACAUGGAGCAAGGAUAUCCGACUACACAUAAAGUUAGAAUACAUGGUCUGAAAGUGCUCUGGAUUGUUAAUAUAUCAAUCAUCGUGAUAAUUUCCUUUCAGAGGUUGAUUGAUUUAUCAGUCAACUACCUUUAUUGGUUUGCCAAAUUAUAAAUAAAGCUAAAGACGUGGGAAAACACUGUUUUUCUGCA
Molecule: messenger RNA, 2789 nt
Organism: Populus trichocarpa (black cottonwood)
Lineage: Eukaryota; Viridiplantae; Streptophyta; Magnoliopsida; Malpighiales; Salicaceae
Exons: 1
Coding region: 354-1223 (289 amino acids)
Source: RefSeq, a predicted model, not a curated record